Molecule: messenger RNA, 1005 nt
Organism: Solanum pennellii
Lineage: Eukaryota; Viridiplantae; Streptophyta; Magnoliopsida; Solanales; Solanaceae
Exons: 4
Coding region: 1-1005 (334 amino acids)
Biological process (GO): DNA integration
Molecular function (GO): nucleic acid binding
Source: RefSeq, a predicted model, not a curated record
AUGACUGAACAAGAGAUUCUUGCGGUGGUAUUUGUGUUCAACAAAUUUUGCUCCUAUUUGCUUGGUACAAGGGUCAUAGUGCAUACCGACCACUUCGCUCUGAGAUUGGAGGAUGAAGCUAUGCAAGAAUUGGAUGAAAGGGCUGAAAUUGAUGAUACCUUCCAUGAUGAGCAUGUUUUGGCUGAUUCUCAUGAUUUUGUUCCAUGGUUCGCCAAUUUUGCGAAUUAUCUGUCUAGUGAUAUAGUCCCAUCGUACUUAUCAUUCCGUCUGAGGAUGAAGUUCAUGUAUGAUGUAAAAGAGUUCUUUUGGUGCAAAAGAGAUGGAGGAAUUUUGAAGAGGCAAGAGCUCCUUUUAAAUCCUAAUCUGGUGAUUGAGUUAUUUGAUGUAUGGAUUGACUAUAUGGUCCCUUUUAUGAUUUCUCAUGGAAUGAAGUAUAUACUUGUCGCGGUUGACUAUGUGUCAAAAUGGGUGGAAGCUAUAGCGCUUGCUAACAAUGAAGGAAAGAGUGUCACCGCGUUCUUGAAAAAGAACAUUUUCUCCAGAUUUGGUACAUUAACGGCCAUUAUUAGUGAUGGUUAUUCUUAUUUUUCUAAUAAGUUUUUCAAAGGGCUAUUUGAGAGAUAUGGGGUUCGCCAUAACGUGGCCACUCCCUAUCACCCACAGACUAGCGGGCAAGUUGAGGUGUCCAAUCGAGAAAUAAAGAAAAUUCUUGCAAAAAUGAGACUUAAUGGGUUAAAUGAGAUUGAUGAUUUUCGCCUAAACGCGUAUGAAAAUUCAGGAAUAUACAAAGAGAAGAUGAAGAAGUACCAUGAUCAACAGAUUGAAAAGCGAGAAUUUUCGUUUAGGGACUUGGUUCUUAUAUUAAACUCUAGGCUACUCUUGUUUCCGGGCAAACUAAAUUCCAAGUGGACGGGACCAUUCUUUAUCACCAAAGUGUUUCCACAAGGAGCGUUUGAGUUGGAGAAUAAGGAGGCUGCAAAGUUCACUGUCAACGGCCAAAGAUAA